ACUUCUUCAAACAAGUUUCAACACUCAGUCAGUACUAUACGAAACUUCGCAUCGUUCACACUUAAAUAUCUAACGAAAUUUCAUUGGAAAAAAAAUGGAUAGUGAAUUAGUGGAAGAAGUUCCCAGAUUUCUCAAUGAAGCUUACAUUGAGGGUUUGGUGAAGAAAAUUGAAAAUUCCAAUGAAAUUAAACUGACAAAAUUUGAAUUGAAACCAGUGACGAAGAAAGGUAAUCACUACGCAAGUGUUAUGAUUCGAAUAAUUGUGGAUUAUGUAUUGGAAUCAAAGACUACGAAAGAAGUGUCUCUUAUCCUGAAAACUACAUAUGAUGAGAAACACAGUGAAGAAGAGGGUAUGAAGAUAUUAAAAGACUUCGAUAUUCAUAGUCGAGAGAUGACAAUGUAUAGAACAAUUCUGAAUGACUUCCAUAGUCUUUUGACUUCAAUUGGUGACAAUACAGUCUUUAGUGCACGAAGGUAUUGUGAGGAUCUAUCUACCAAUACCCUUGUCUUUGAAGAUCUCAUCGCUCGUAACUACAGAUGUGCCAACAGAAUUGAGCGACUUGAUCUCAAUCAUGCUAAAUUGGCUCUACGGAAAUUGGCCAAAUUUCAUGCAACUUCAAUUGUCUACAAACAGAAGAAUCCUCAGGCUUAUGUCACAUUUGAUAAGGCAUUCUUAUCUCGGGACUACGUAGAUGCCCGUGACUUUUGCUUGAAGAACUAUGAUGCUCUCACAAAGGUCGUCUCAAAAUGGCCUGGAUAUGAGUAUUAUGCGAAAAAAUUGACUAAAUUCAGGGAUAUGUUCAUCGAAAGGGGUAUAGAUUUGUACACCCCAGAUGAAUCAGAGAUCAACGUACUACUUCAUGGUGAUUUCUGGACCAACAAUAUGAUGUUUAAGUAUGACAGUGAGAAUAAUCCAAUUGAUGUUCUAUUUGUGGACUUCCAAUUACCGUAUUGGAUAACCCCCGCCGUUGAUAUUCUCUACUUUAUUCAUACGUCUCUAAAAGAAGAUUUACGUAUGCAUAAACAAAAUGAAUUAGUGCAAUUUUACUACUAUGCUCUUAAAGAAAUAUUAAUUGAUGGUUAUAAGUAUGACGGCAAAUUUCCCACACUUCAUGAAUUUCAAAUAAUCAUCUUAAAGAAAAGUCUCCAAGUUCUCAUCUCUGCUUUUCUGGUUCAACCCAUCAUCCUUUUGGAUGAGAAAGUUGACUCUGAUAUGUUUCUUCUCAUGGGAACAGAUGAAAAAAGCAUGCAAUUUACUGAAAAUCUAUUUCAUAAUCCAAAUGUUGUGCAAGCUGUUAAAAAUGUUCUACCCCUUUUGGAUGCUCAAGGAAUAUUGGAUUAACAAGACAAUAGAAUCGACCAAUUUUUACCUUAAUAAGAACAUCACUUUAAAAAUCAAUAGACAAAUCAUUUCAAUUAGUAUACACCACACUAUUGAAAUUAUUGUAAAUAAUAAAUUAUUCAAAUAUAGUAGAGUCCAUACUCUACACAAUACACAUUACACAUCCAUCAAUUAUAAAUUGUACCUUUCAAUUUGACUAUUAAAUUAAACCUAUUGAUAUGCCAUGCUUUUAAUUGUUUUCCACUGAAGCACAUGAAAAGAAUUUUGAAUAAAAUAUGAUGCGAAAAUUGUCACAA
Phlebotomus papatasi is the source of this 1638-nucleotide messenger RNA. RefSeq lists its product as uncharacterized. The record is from RefSeq and is a predicted model, not a curated record. The coding region runs from base 95 to 1342 and encodes 415 amino acids. NCBI's taxonomy places the organism in Eukaryota, Metazoa, Arthropoda, Insecta, Diptera, Psychodidae. The transcript has 2 exons.